AGAAGAAGAAGAACAUUGAAGCCACGCAAGGCACUUAUUACGCUAUCCCCGAAUGCUCUUGCCCACCUCAAAGGUCUCCUGAACCAGCCGACUCCUCAGAUGAUUCGUAUUGGAGUGAAGAACAGGGGCUGUUCUGGCUUGACAUAUAACCUUGAAUAUAUCGAACAGCCACAGAAGUUUGACGAGGUUGUCGAACAAGACGGGGUUAAAGUUGUCAUUGAUUCAAAGGCCCUCUUCUCGAUCGUUGGUUCCGAGAUGGAUUGGAUCGAUGACAAGUUGAGUUCAAGAUUUGUCUUCAAGAAUCCAAACUCUAAGGGAACAUGUGGUUGUGGUGAAUCCUUCAUGGUA
Williopsis jadinii is the source of this 348-nucleotide messenger RNA. Its product is annotated as iron-sulfur cluster assembly accessory protein. Gene Ontology annotation, cellular component: cytoplasm; mitochondrion. The record is from RefSeq and is a predicted model, not a curated record. Gene Ontology annotation, biological process: iron-sulfur cluster assembly. Gene Ontology annotation, molecular function: 2 iron, 2 sulfur cluster binding. Lineage: Eukaryota; Fungi; Ascomycota; Saccharomycetes; Phaffomycetales; Wickerhamomycetaceae.